AUGAUGGACGAGGAAGAUAAUUCGGGUGAUCAUGAUAGCAAAACUAGUUCAUCUCACCAUGGUGAUGAUAAGGAUGAUUAUUCUUACGACGCCAAAGAAAAAUCCGAGACUUCUCUUAAUGAUAUGCGUUCUGAUGAGGCUAGAGAUCGUAAUGCUGAUGUCUACGAUGAGCAGGAUAUUUCCGAAGAUGCAACUGGGAAUCACGAAGAGGGGAUUCGCCCUGACUCUGAAUCUGACGAAAGGAAGGCUGGCGUAAUUUCUCCCAUACGCUGGGAUAUUGAAGAUGAUGAAAAAGAAAGAAAAAAGGAAGAGCCUAAGGCCAAGCCCAAAGUUGUUGAGGCAGAAAUUGACAAGGCGAAGCGGUAA
Molecule: messenger RNA, 366 nt
Organism: Protopolystoma xenopodis
Lineage: Eukaryota; Metazoa; Platyhelminthes; Monogenea; Polystomatidea; Polystomatidae
Source: the annotation of a GenBank genome assembly